Messenger RNA from Colletotrichum scovillei, 1008 nucleotides. RefSeq lists its product as uncharacterized. The record is from RefSeq and is a predicted model, not a curated record. Lineage: Eukaryota; Fungi; Ascomycota; Sordariomycetes; Glomerellales; Glomerellaceae. The coding region runs from base 542 to 757 and encodes 71 amino acids. The transcript has 2 exons.
GGAUAAAAAAAAAAGGUGAUGUAUCACGGGAGAUUACCACCACAUUGACGUCACCAUGCGGUGUCCCGGCUAGCAGAGCACUUGCACGCCUCGCACUCUCUUCCUCUCCCACAGACUCCAGCCCAGACCACACCUCCCCCAAUUCUCCUAGCGCCAUUGCGACCCGGAAAUUAGGGUAAUGUGUGAUACGAUACCAUGCCUUACCGCUGACCUUCGAGGUACACCGUAAAGGUAGAGACAAUCGACGAUGGCGGGGGGAUGUACCUUACUUUCGUAAUGGUGUCACCGCUCUGCUGUGAUGUAAGGUGAGUGUCUGUUUGGCAAGUCACAAGGGGUGUCCCUUGACGUUGCGCAUUCCCAAGCUGCUUUGGCGUUCAGUUUGUAUAUAAGACCCUUUAUCCUUUUCCUCUACCUCACCCUUUCGGCCUAUCCCAUCACAGCCAAACACCAACAAAUCAAUCCAUCAAACUCCCUUCGAGGUUCCCUCUACAACUCUACAAAUUACCACUUUCCAACCCACCAAAACCACAACACCGCAAAAAUGGGCGCCGUCGUCUCUUGUGUCCAAUCCGUCUUCCGGACCAUCGGCAACUGCCUCACCUCCGUCAUCUCAGGCAUCGGAGGCAUCCUCCACGCCAUCAUCGGCGGCAUCGUCUCCUUCUGCAACAUCAUUAUCAGCUUCCUCACCUGCGGCUACUGCGGUCGUCGCGGCGGCGGCGGACGUCGCCACAAGACCACGACUAGAAGUCGCGUCUAGAUCGACCCUUCUGUCUUGCACAUAAAGAUGGAAGGGGUCGAGCCAUAAUGAUUCGAAUUAUUGACACGAAUGAAUGGGGGAGUGUAGGGACGGGUUGAGGAGUAAUGGAGAGCGCGACGCGAUAUCAGCUUUGACAGCAUACCUACGACGAGAUUUUGUCUUUUUCCUUACGAUACCCAGAUACCAGUAGCUUAGCUUGAAUGGUAUAACACGAUAUCCACAAACAAAGGAGUGCCACUAUGAUAUUGAAC